UUCACGAAAUCCAAAAUGUCAAAUAAAAUCGCAAAUUUGAUGGAAGUUAUGAAUUUAUAAAUAAUGCAAUGAUUAUUAUAGAAACUUUAACACAAUGUGAAUGAAAUGCCCGCUAAUAUAAUGGAUGAUUUGAAAUCUUUUGCCUCUAUCAAGUUUGUUUCUCAAUUAACCCUAGCAAUUUAUUAGCAGAGGUUUUUGCGUUAAAAUUUAUACUUUAGAAUAAUUGUUUACUAAUAGAUUUAAGGAUGGAACGGAUCACAAUGAAGAGAUUCGAAAUUUUUAUUCGCCAUAAUUUCACCAACAUUUAUAACUUAAUUAAGAAUCGCCCAAUUGCAAUAUCACAGCCUCAAUACAUUUUUGUGCGUUGAUUAAAAUAGCUGAAAAUAUGGGAGGUUCAGUAAGCCAAGUAUUUCAUACUGGAAGCGCAUUAUUAACGAAUGGACAUGGUCAUAAAGUAUCUGAUUCGACCAAACAAAAGGUUCAGACGAUUUUCGACGCAUUACGAGCUAAUCCUAAAGUUGGUGUUCAGAGGCUUGAAGGUCUUCUCCAGCAAAUACCGAAAAACGAAAAUAUACUGACCAUCCAUGAUGAAACUGGAUAUAACCUACUUCAAAAAUGUGUAGGAGCUAAUAAUGUGGAUCUUGUUCGUUGGUUAUUAGCUCGACAUUCUGCAGGAGAGGUUAAUCGGUUUCCUUGUAGUCUUCCUUUACAUAUAGCAUGCCUUAAAGGUCAUGAUGCUUGCGUUGAAAUGCUUUUAAAACAUGGUGCCAAAAUAGAUGUGGAAGCAAGGAUGUGCUGGCCUGGACCACACAGUAAUAACUGUGAAGAGAGGGGAAAAUUUUCAUCAGCAUCAAUUCCCCAAGAGGAAACCUGCAUAGAGAGGGAUUCUCGAGAUAGAACCCCAGUAAGCAAAUUACAGUCGGCAAUAUAUUAUGCCUUGGAUGGUGAUCAUGUGAAUGUUCUUAAUAUGAUUGCCCAGAAAGCUGAGGAUUUAUGGGUGAGAAAUGGUUUGUUCAGAAGUAGAAAGCCCCUUUUACACGCAGCAUGCGAGAGGGCGGCCUGGCGAUGCACGCAAUUCAUCGUAACUGAAAGAAGCGAAGAAAUCCACAUUCUUAAAGAUGAAUAUUACCCUAUACAUUAUGCGGUUCUGCACGAUAACAAGUUCUUAGAAUUAUUGAUAAACGCUGGUGCUGAUACUACUGUAAGGACUACAACCCAACAAAUGACGCUGCUUCAUGUUGUCUUGUUGGUGGCGCAUAAAUCGGCCGAAGACACGCUAGCAACAAUACGGCUACUGUUGGAUCACGGUUGCAAAGAGCUCAUCAAUGCGCCUGAUAGCCUGGGAAACACGCCAUUACACGCCCUCAUAGUGCGUUACGCCUUGGAGGAUUCCCAGUACGGUUACGACAGAUGGAACAAAUGGGACGUGCUGCACCUUGUUCGAUACCUGAUGCAAGCUGGGGCGAAACAAUCGAUCAAUCAUACGGGCAAUUCUGCCAUUGCCUGCGUUCUCAGGCACGUACGUCACGAUUGGGACGUUUGCUACGAGCUGCUGACCAUGUUAUUGCACGAAGGAGGCGAUCCCAAUAUGGUAGGACGUGAUGGAUCCGAUCCUUUGAUGGUCUGUCUGAUACCGCUCAUAAAUAAGGAUCCUCUUCACCACUUCACCCACAACAUGAAGGUCUGCUACCUCAACUGCAUUAGGAUCCUUCUGAAAGGGGGUGCCAACCCUAACUGUAGCUAUAGGGGCAACCUAACACCGCUUCACGUUCUAGUUUUCACCGUAUCCGAAAACAUCACUUUGAAUUGCGAAGAACAGAAAGAACUCAACUUCGAAUUCAUCAAGAAUCUGUUGAUUCUGCUGCUGACUCACGGUCUAGAUCCGAACAUACGGGUGGACCGGAGGACCGAAAACAUCUUACAGUCUUGCAUGGAUAUGAUACAGAACGUGCGAGAGUGCAAAGAUAUCCUCUACAUGUAUGACUUGACGUUAACCCUUAUCCAAUAUGGCGCCAAUCCAGAUUUGAGUCUCAACAUUUCAGAAGCAAUAAAAAAUCAUCCUCUACAUUUACACUCUCAGUGGAAAACGAAAAAUUUCAUCUUGUAUUAUUAUGUGAUGCUGAUAUCAGGGAAAGAAAGUCUUAUAAUCGACCCUAGGAUGACAUUUUCGAAAAUAAUUUAUCUGUUUUAUCAAGUGAUGAGUCAUAAGCCUUUAUUCGAAUGUUUGAAGAUCCUGCAUACACAGCAAUUAAGUCUGGUGCCAGGAAAAAUGACUGAACCAUUGACAAAUAUCAUAACUCACUUAUAUAAUAAACCCAGAAGUUUGAAGCAGAUUUGUAGAGUACAAAUCUUGAUUUGCCUGAAUAGACGACCUGGAUUGUAUAUAAAUAAGCUGAAUUUGCCAAACCAACUUAAAGACUACAUUUUGAACUGUGAAUUAUAGGAGGAAUGAGGCAGUGAGAAGUUGCUGAUGCAUGGGAGAUGCUCACAAUUUGUGAUCUUUCUGCAAAUUAAAUUGUUCUUUUUUUAUUCACUUGGUGAAAAAUUUCGAAGCAAAUAUAUAAUGUUGAAUGUUUAA
This is a messenger RNA of Coccinella septempunctata (seven-spotted ladybird), 2578 nucleotides long. RefSeq names its product ankyrin-3. Lineage: Eukaryota; Metazoa; Arthropoda; Insecta; Coleoptera; Coccinellidae. The transcript has 8 exons. Gene Ontology annotation, biological process: intracellular signal transduction; protein localization to ciliary inversin compartment. Gene Ontology annotation, cellular component: ciliary inversin compartment. The record is from RefSeq and is a predicted model, not a curated record. Gene Ontology annotation, molecular function: protein binding. The coding region runs from base 386 to 2443 and encodes 685 amino acids.